This is a messenger RNA of Nannizzia gypsea CBS 118893, 447 nucleotides long. RefSeq lists its product as hypothetical. Gene Ontology annotation, molecular function: electron transfer activity; heme binding. The record is from RefSeq and is a predicted model, not a curated record. Lineage: Eukaryota; Fungi; Ascomycota; Eurotiomycetes; Onygenales; Arthrodermataceae. Gene Ontology annotation, cellular component: mitochondrial intermembrane space. The transcript has 3 exons. Gene Ontology annotation, biological process: mitochondrial electron transport, cytochrome c to oxygen; mitochondrial electron transport, ubiquinol to cytochrome c. The coding region runs from base 1 to 447 and encodes 148 amino acids.
AUGUGUGCAACAUGCUCUAUUUGGGGCCCGUCGGUCAUUGAUAGUCUUGUUGAAGCUGAGAAGCGCAGAGCGCAGCAGAAACAACAAGGGACAUUAAAGGAUAAAGAGAAAGCUAACAUAUCUAUCCAUAAUCCAGGUGACGCCGCUAAGGGUGCCGGUCUUUUCAAGACUCGCUGUGCUUCCUGCCACACCCUCGAGGAGGGCGGUAACAACAUGGUCGGCCCCAACCUUUUCGGCCUCUUCGGCCGCAAGUCUGGUCAGGUCGAAGGUUACGCUUACACCGACGCCAACAAGAGCAAGGGUGUCACCUGGGACCAUGAUUCUCUCUUCGAGUACCUUGAGAACCCAAAGAAAUUCAUUCCCGGUACCAAGAUGGCCUUCGGUGGUCUCAAGAAAGCCAAGGACCGCAACGACCUCAUCACCUUCCUCGAGGAGAAGACCAAAUAA